AUGCGAUCCUUCUACGUCUGUACUCUCUUUUUGAGUGGUAUACUCCUGCUCAGUAGUGACUGCGCCUCGGCCGCCAGAAUGGACGACUCGAACGACGACAUGGAUUGGAUGGAUCCUAUCCAUGAAUUGAAAGCUAAGCUUGGCCACACAGGCGCUAAGCUUCGCGAGAAAUGGUCGAAGACGAAACCCGCGCGCAUUAUGAAACACGCGCUCAAGGACUUGAAGGACUUACCCCAUGAAGUGAAGAUGUAUACCAUUGUCCACACUCUUCAAGCCGGCAAGCUGGACGUUCGUCGAAUCGAUGCGCCGGGUGAGUUGCUGUCAAAGGACUUUUGCAGGUUCGUCCGACAUCUUCAUCGCAACACCGAGCACAGCGAUCCGGACGCCGCGGUGCUGUUCUUCUUUCGGACAAGAUUACUCGAGAACGAGGUGGCAAUCCUGAUCUCGCGCGCGAAGUUGUUCGAGGAAAAUGCGGUGCAUAUGCAGAAGGCGCUUUUCAAGCAGUGGUUUCAACGAAAAUUAGAUGUGAACGGUGUAAAAGAGCUGUUUACGAAACCCUAUGCGUGGCAGUGGGGCGACGAUGUGUAUGUUCAAGAUAUCGUAAGUUCGUAUCGAAAGUACCUGCAUCACAGGCGCCGUUCCACCGCCCGGCAUGCUGGAUAA
Messenger RNA from Hyaloperonospora brassicae, 663 nucleotides. The record is from the annotation of a GenBank genome assembly. NCBI's taxonomy places the organism in Eukaryota, Oomycota, Peronosporomycetes, Peronosporales, Peronosporaceae.